Molecule: messenger RNA, 1510 nt
Organism: Ruditapes philippinarum (Manila clam)
Lineage: Eukaryota; Metazoa; Mollusca; Bivalvia; Venerida; Veneridae
Exons: 8
Coding region: 146-1012 (288 amino acids)
Molecular function (GO): protein binding
Source: RefSeq, a predicted model, not a curated record
UCGAUAUCAGUAGCCGGCAUUUAUACAAGGGUGUCCUGACAAAGCGAUUGUUUUAAUCAGUUUUUAAAAUAUAGACAUCAAACAUCUGAAUUUGUGUUAAUAUACAAAGAUAUUGGUGUUUAUAAACAAAGAUGUAAAUAAAAGGAUGAAUAUACUAACAAUAGCAUGCUUCGUUGUCGUGGCUCUUGGCGGCAUGGCAAUCAGGUCAUUGAGUGCGACACAAGUAAAUGUUGACCCCUGUCUGGCUAGCAUGCAAAGUAAUAUAUCUCAUAUUAAUGAGCGGUACGCCAAUUUGGAAACCAACUGUCUUUAUACUGAUCGCAGAAUUAAAACCGCUUGGUUUUAUGCCGGUGUGGAUCCUAUUGUGACGUUUCCACCAAGCCUCUGUAGAUGUGGAUACAAGUUUCCUAUAUGGAUGAAUGGAACACUUCCAAGCCCUGGUGAUGGGGUAGUCAACCGAACAGCUUGUAUCAAAUUUACGAAGCCUUGCUAUAGAAAAUUGGACAUCAAGAUCAGAAACUGCGGAAAAUCUUAUAUUUAUCAUCUUACGCCGCCAGGACUGGAUGAUUCUGGAUAUUGUUUUGGUAUCGAAAAACCAGAACCCCAAAAAGCGCCAGAUGAACACAAACUACCUAACGCAAUCGUCACAAUUCAACAAAACGAAACAACAGACAACAGUGUUACCUGUACAGUCAAUAUUACUGCUACCGAUGAUAAUUAUAAUGCUACUAUUGAGUUAGUUAACUUUGACGGAUUAGUCUAUCAGAUCAUGCUUUUAGACAGGAAUUUUAUUGUUUAUACGUGGAAUAAUCUUUCGGCAGCGACAAAUUAUACCAUUUAUGUAUAUGUCUUUAACAAUGGAGGGAAGAAAGAAAUCGCUUCGGCGUGGGCAGUAACAAAAACACCACAUCGCCCAGCAAGAGCUCAUAUUGAUAUGUUACAAAAUACAAUAACUAACAGUAGUUUUUCUACUGUUAUAAGUUUUGAUUAUGGGAGCGAAAAUGAAGCCUGAGAAGGAAAACUCAUACAACAGGACGGUGGUGUCAUUCUUACAUUCCGGGUGGAAAACGGUUUGUUCAAUCAAACAUUCCAAAAUCUAAAUAUCGGAUCAAAGUACACGAUUGAAGUGUACAUAAACAGACACGAGGAACGCAUACAGCUUGCGCACGAAUCCAUUUUUACAAAGCCUGAAAUUGAAGUCUUCCUUAAAUCCAAGUCUGAUGAAGAAAUAGUUCGAAAUUAUACAGUUUUUAAAUGCAACUUUGAUCAUUCACCGGACACUACAUAUAGCGUUACAUGGUUUGUUCAAAGUAAAGAAGGAAAUCAUACUAUAGAGAAAACAGUUGGAGUUGGUGAAGAAAUAGAACGACUUUAUGCAACAGAAAAAGACCUUGUGAACCACCAUAUUGCAUUGCCAUUUAAUAUUACAUGUAAAGUAUUUGAAAUACCAAAUGUUAUUAAAGAAGAACUUUCACCUGCGUCAACGAGUUUGUUUGCUGGAAUCAAGGUA